AUGAUCUUCACCAUCAGCGAAUCACCAGGCCAUCUGUUGCGCGUGACAAAACCCCGCGAAGACCGGCCCUUAUCACUGGGGACGGAAAUGCAAAGAUUUGACAUCGCGGUGCGAGGGCUCAUCGCGGCGGAAUACGCGGCUCGUGGGCUGUCCGGGGAUAUCAUACCGAAAUCCGUUGGGCAUGAGGUUCUCACUGGAGAUGGGGUUCAUGCUGUUUCCAUGGAGACGAAGUUGGAGGGCGUUGGGUUGCAUCGGGGUGGUUUGACUGGUCUGACUGAGAGGACGGUUGAGGGGCUAGUGGAGAUGAUGAGGGUUAUGAAGGGGGUUGAUCUCGAGGGGCUGGAGGGGAGGCUGAAGGAUUUGGGGGUGGUUGGGUUUGAGGUUCCUUUUAUUCCGUGGCCGGAGAUUCGGGGGAUGAGGGAGAGGGCGGUUGUUGCGUGGAGGAGGCUGGUUAGUAGGGGGCAGAUUCUGGGGGAUGAUUAUGGGGUUAAGGAUGGGGAUGAUUUCGAGGCAUUGGGUGAGAGAAAGACGGCAUUUAUAGGACGCGUGAGGGAUAUGGAUGAUGAGACAUCACGGCGGGUGCUCAUUCAUAAUGAUAUUAAAGGAGAGCAUAUCCUGGUGGGCUCCGAUGGUCGGGUUACUGGCAUACUGGACUGGGCGGAUGCGGGCGUUGGAUAUCCGGCGACUGAUAUCGCGGGCUUGGUGUUGACUGUUGGGCCGCGGUUGGCUAUCAGAAUUGCGCGGGAGGUUGGGUAUGCAGAGGAUGAAAUUCUUCAGGGACUGAUACAGGCUCGGUGUGAGUGUGUUUUGAGGUUGGAUGAUCGAUUGAAUGGGGAUGAUGAGUUGACGCCGAUUGAUCUGUUGAAGGGUCAGCUUGUUUUGUCGAUGGAAGAUUGUGAACUUGUUGAUUGUGUAUGA
Molecule: messenger RNA, 918 nt
Organism: Aspergillus nomiae NRRL 13137
Lineage: Eukaryota; Fungi; Ascomycota; Eurotiomycetes; Eurotiales; Aspergillaceae
Product: aminoglycoside phosphotransferase family protein
Exons: 1
Coding region: 1-918 (305 amino acids)
Source: RefSeq, a predicted model, not a curated record